CGAACUGCUCCGGUCUCAAGGCGAGGCUUGGCCUCCGGAGCAGAGACGGGGGGAAGCGGCGGCGGCGACGGCCCUCGGGCCGGCUGGUGAGGCGAUGGCGGCGCCGGCCCCGGGGGCUGGGGCAGCCUCGGGAGGCGCUGGCUGUAGCGGUGGCGGCGGCGCGGGCGCCGGCGCCGGCUCCGGCUCCGGGGCCGCGGGGGCCGGGGGCCGGCUGCCCAGCCGGGUGCUGGAGUUGGUGUUCUCCUACCUGGAGCUGUCCGAGCUGCGGAGCUGCGCCCUGGUGUGCAAGCACUGGUACCGCUGCCUGCACGGCGAUGAGAACAGCGAGGUGUGGCGGAGCCUCUGCGCCCGCAGCUUGGCAGAGGAGGCUCUGCGCACGGACAUCCUCUGCAACCUGCCCAGCUACAAGGCCAAGAUACGUGCUUUCCAACAUGCUUUCAGCACUAACGACUGCUCCAGGAAUGUCUACAUUAAGAAGAAUGGGUUUACUUUACAUCGAAACCCCAUCGCUCAGAGCACUGAUGGUGCAAGGACCAAGAUUGGUUUCAGUGAGGGCCGCCAUGCAUGGGAAGUGUGGUGGGAGGGCCCUCUGGGCACUGUGGCAGUGAUUGGAAUUGCCACAAAACGAGCCCCCAUGCAGUGCCAAGGUUAUGUGGCAUUGCUGGGCAGUGAUGACCAGAGCUGGGGCUGGAAUCUAGUGGACAAUAAUCUACUACAUAAUGGAGAAGUCAAUGGCAGUUUUCCACAAUGCAACAAUGCACCAAAAUAUCAGAUAGGAGAAAGAAUUCGAGUCAUCUUGGACAUGGAAGAUAAGACUUUAGCUUUUGAACGUGGAUAUGAAUUCCUGGGGGUUGCCUUUAGAGGACUUCCAAAGGUCUGCUUAUAUCCAGCAGUUUCUGCUGUAUAUGGUAACACAGAAGUGACUUUGGUUUACCUUGGAAAACCUUUGGAUGGAUGACAGUGGCUUUCUUGGGAUGAAAGACAGAGUCGAGGAGAUACCUGCUUGUGGAAAGUAGAAUCAUGAAGUGACAGUGUCAUACAUGCAUGCCCAAGAAACAUCCUGAAAAAACACAUGAUAUUGUUAACUGGAGAAGCAACUCUACAGCAGAGAUUAUCUUAGUGUUUCCUCUUUUCUACUGGGCCAGAAAAAUCCUCAGGGUUGCAGUUGGUUGAGUGGGCAGUUGACAUAUGCAUGUUUCAACAGAUUUUGUCUCUAAGUUAGCGAUGUGAUAUUUCCAACUUUUAAGGUGAGAUCUUAGAGAUGGUGUAAAAGGGAUAAGAUAAGGAACUAGCAAGAGUUUUAAGUAGUGUGUUUGUGAAGAAAGACUGAUCCUGUUUUACAACUGCCUGUUUUU
This is a messenger RNA of Eubalaena glacialis (North Atlantic right whale), 1355 nucleotides long. It is a transcript of the gene FBXO45, whose product is annotated as F-box protein 45. Bases 95 to 958 code for a protein of 287 amino acids. The record is from RefSeq and is a predicted model, not a curated record. Lineage: Eukaryota; Metazoa; Chordata; Mammalia; Artiodactyla; Balaenidae. Gene Ontology annotation, biological process: proteasome-mediated ubiquitin-dependent protein catabolic process; synapse assembly involved in innervation. Gene Ontology annotation, cellular component: synapse; SCF ubiquitin ligase complex. The transcript has 3 exons. Gene Ontology annotation, molecular function: protein binding.